AUUGUUUGCAGAUAAAAUUCCCUUUGUCCGCCCUCGUGACUCGGACGCGUUCUAUAAUCUAAGAUCGCGGUCAAUAGUCGCGCUAUUGUUAUCAUAUUGUAGCGUCGUAUACCUUAUCAUCUGAACGUUUUGUUUGACUCCAUUUAUUCAUUUAUCCAUUACCGUUCACGAGUUCACGACGAAAUAUAUUGAAAUAUAUAUUUCGCGUCAUAACGCCGCAGUAACAACCAGCCCGUGAAUCUCUUCCCGGUUUCCAGCGUUCAGUUUUCGACGUCCAGCCCACGUGCCCGAGUCCUAUCGCCGAGCGGGAUUGCAGGAGGUCGAUUUUGCCUACAACAAGAGAUACGAACAAUACGCAUGUCAAUCCAAAAUCUCAACGUAUUUGACCCGUUUGCUGAUGCAAACAAGGGUGCAGACGAUGACGUGCAAGACGGACUUGUUCACAUAAGAAUUCAACAGCGUAAUGGUCGUAAGACAUUAACAACGGUUCAAGGUCUGUCGUCAGAAUAUGACUUGAAGAAGAUUGUACGAGCCUGCAAAAUGGAGUUUGCUUGCAAUGGCACUGUAGUUGAUCAUCCCGAAUAUGGCGAAGUGUUACAAUUACAAGGGGACCAGCGAGAAAACAUUUGCCAAUGGUUAACUAAAUGUGGUCUUGCCAAGUCUGAUCAACUCAAGGUCCAUGGUUUCUAAAACUUUGUAUCAUUACAUUACUCAGUCAAACAAAUCACAAUAAAUUAAAAAUUAAAAACAUGCGUUAAUAAAUUUAAUGUUUGAUUCUA
Metopolophium dirhodum (rose-grain aphid) is the source of this 779-nucleotide messenger RNA. RefSeq names its product eukaryotic translation initiation factor eIF1-like. Gene Ontology annotation, cellular component: eukaryotic 43S preinitiation complex. Lineage: Eukaryota; Metazoa; Arthropoda; Insecta; Hemiptera; Aphididae. The transcript is spliced from 3 exons. Bases 358 to 690 code for a protein of 110 amino acids. The record is from RefSeq and is a predicted model, not a curated record. Gene Ontology annotation, molecular function: ribosomal small subunit binding; translation initiation factor activity; RNA binding. Gene Ontology annotation, biological process: translational initiation.